This is a messenger RNA of Nicotiana attenuata, 528 nucleotides long. RefSeq lists its product as uncharacterized. The coding region runs from base 1 to 528 and encodes 175 amino acids. The record is from RefSeq and is a predicted model, not a curated record. The transcript is spliced from 3 exons. Lineage: Eukaryota; Viridiplantae; Streptophyta; Magnoliopsida; Solanales; Solanaceae.
AUGGACAAGGUCCAGUUGAUCAGACAGAGAUUGCUUGCAGCUCAAAGCAGACAAAAGUCUUAUGCUGAUAAGAGAAGAAGAGAAUUAGUGUUCACAAUUGGAGACACAGUGUUCCUACGAGUCUCCCCCAUGAAAGGUGUAAUGCGGUUUGGUAAAAGAGUGUUUCAUGUCUCAAUGCUAAGAAAAUGUAUAUCAGACUCAUCUCAGGUGAUUGAAGCACCGACUAUACCACUCGAUGAGAAGUUGUCUUACGUGGAGGAGUCAAUGGCUAUUGUUGGUAGACAAAUAAGAAAACUACGGUCAAAAGAAAUCGUGUUCGUGAAAGUCUUAUGGAGAAAUCAUACAGUUGAAGAAGCUACUUGGGAAAUAGAAGACACUAUGCGAGUCAAGUACCCCCAUUUGUUUCAGUCUACAGGGGAAGCAGCAAGCUGCGUAAAAGGAACAGAAGCAGCAAGUUUCCGAGAGAAAAAAAAGGGAAAAGAGAAGAAGAAGAAAAAAGCUUUGGGCAAAGGCUUUAAGAAGAACUGA